Molecule: messenger RNA, 1698 nt
Organism: Microthlaspi erraticum
Lineage: Eukaryota; Viridiplantae; Streptophyta; Magnoliopsida; Brassicales; Brassicaceae
Source: the annotation of a GenBank genome assembly
AUGGCGGAUGAUAAGAAAUCCAAGCACAGACAUCGGUCCAUAGUCUUCGAAUCGAUGUAUCCAGUCCUUGCGCUGAUGCUCAUACUCGUCGCUUGCGUCGAGCUUUGCGACGCCGCUACAGUUGUCGAUGUGUAUCGGCUUAUCCAGUAUGACAUCUCCGGUGUUCCAUUUGGCUCUCGUUUCUCUUCUCUUAAUCACCACGCCGCUUCACUCAGCUUCCAGCGUGGUGCCGAUCUAUCUCGCUCUGUACUUAUCCUCCCACUUCGGGAGCUCGACAUCGGUUUCGUUCAAGAUUACAUCUCACAAAAGCAGUCUCUUGGAGGAUUGUUGAUCUUGCUUCCUCAAACGUUUAGACCUGGAAAUGUUGGUGGUGGCAGUGUAAUCUCUGAGACCGAAGGGUUCAGGAAAUUAUUAGCUCAACUUGAGAAGUUACUUAUCCAUGGAAACAUACCUUUUCCUGUGUACUUCGCAUUUGAGAAUGAAGAGACUGAUGCUAUGUUGGCUGAUGUGAAGAAAAAUGAUGCACUUGGUCAACAGGCUACUGCAACCACAGGCGGAUAUAAGCUUGUUAUCUCCGUAUCAGAGCCUAGGAAAAUUGCAUCUCCCACCAUCACUAACAUCCAGGGAUGGCUUCCAGGAUCAAGAGCAGAUGGGGAUUCCAACCAGCUUCCAACAAUUGCUGUUGUUGCAUCCUAUGAUACCUUCGGAGCAGCUCCUGCAUUAUCAGUCGGAAGUGACAGCAAUGGAAGUGGGGUAGUUGCACUUCUUGAAGUAGCUAGACUAUUUUCUGUUCUUUACUCAAAUCCUAAGACAAGGGGAAGAUACAAUAUACUUUUUGCACUUACAUCUGGUGGACCCUACAACUAUGAAGGAACUCAAAAGUGGCUGAAGAGCCUUGAUCAGAGGAUGCGUGAGAGCAUUGAUUACGCUAUUUGCUUGAACAGUGUUGGUUCUUGGGACAAUGAAUUAUUGGUCCACGUGUCAAAGCCUCCGGAUAACGCCUAUAUCAAACAAAUUUUUGAGGGAUUCUCUAAUGUGGCAGAAGACUUGGGUUUUCAAGUUGCCCUGAAGCACAAGAAGAUUAACAUCUCUAAUUCUCGAGUUGCUUGGGAGCAUGAACAGUUUUCAAGACUCAGAGUUACGGCAGCCACUUUAUCUGAACUUUCUACUCCACCCGAGUUACUGGAAAGUGCCGGAAGUCUCUCUGACACAAGGCAACUUGUGAGUGAAGAUUCUAUCAUUAAAGGUGUUAAGUUAGUCGCUGAAAGCCUCGCCAGACAUAUCUAUGGCCACCAAGGAAAAGACGUAAAGAUUUUUGCGGAUGACAGUAGUUUGGCGGUAAAUCCCUUUUAUGUGAGAUCAUGGUUAGAUCUUCUGUCACAAACUCCUCGGGUGGCACCGUUUCUCUCAAAGAACGAACCAUUAAUCAUGGCUCUGAAAAAGGAACUAGAGGAUUAUACAGCUGAAGUGAGUGUUCAACAUGAAUCUUUAGACGGAACUUUCACCUUUUACGACUCAACAAAGGCUAGCCUUAACAUAUACCAGGUUGCGAGUGUAACGUUCGACUUGCUCUUGCUUCUGGUGUUAGGAUCAUACUUGAUAGUGCUUUUCAGUUUCCUCGUCAUCACUACUCGGGGUCUUGAUGACUUGAUAAGCUUAUUCCGCCGGCCACCUUCCCGGAAAGUGAAAAUGGCUUGA